UGGCUACAGCAAAGACUCAAAGAGGAUAGCACAUCCAUUCUGCAUUUGUUACUUCUAUAUAUUUCUCAUAUUUCUCUUUCUGCUCCAAUCAAUUUCAAACUCAUGGCUGAAACACUCGUUAAUCUACUCCUGGAGCGUUUGGCUUCGGUCACCAUUAACAAAAUCGGAAGAGAGCUGAAGCUGGUGACAGGUGUUGAUGAUGAAGUCGCAAAUCUGUCCCGCAAUUUGAAACUUAUCAGAGCUGUGCUUCAGGAUGCAGAGGAGAGACAUGUCCUGGAGGCCAGCAUGGGCGAAGUGACGGGGGCCAGCGUGGGAGAUUGGCUGAAUGAACUGAACCAAGUUUCUCAUGAGAUGGACGACGUGUUGGAUGAGUGGUGCACAGAAAUUCUUAAGCAGCAAUUACUGGAUGAACAAGAAGGUGUGAACCCAACGGAGGCUUUGGAGAUUCCAAAGGAUUCAAACAAAGGGGGAAUUAUCAAAACUGCUCGUACUAAGGAGAAGGUACUUCUCCCCUUUCCUUCUUGCUUUUCUUGCUGUCGAGUCAAACAAGUAGUUCAUCGUCCGGUCUAUAUACUCCAUCAAGUAGUUCAUCAUCCAGUCAAUACAAUCAAUCGAGUAGUUGAUCGUCGCGACAUUGCGGUCAAAAUACAAAGCCUGAACGAAAGGUUAACUCAGAUUGCUAAUGAAAGACAACUUUAUAACUUUCAAGAGGCAAAAAAAGCACCUAAACCACCUCGACGACAACAAACUUCUUCUCUUGUUAAUGACAAUUCCUUUGGUCGAGAAAAAGAAAUUGACCUUUUAGUAGUCAAGUUGCUAGAUGAGAGUAGUAGCCAUAAGAGGAGGGUUCCUCUUAUCAUCCCUAUAAUAGGGUUGGGAGGGAUAGGGAAAACAACUGUUUGUCAACGAGUCUGUAAUGAUGACAAGGUGAAAGCCCAUUUUGAGAAGAGGAUAUGGGUCUGUGUCUCAGACCCUUUUGAAGUGAUUCAGAUUGCUAAAGCCAUCAUAGAAAGGCUUGAUAAUGUGAGCAAUACUCCAAACUCAAAUCAGUUAGACCCUUUAAUGGUACGCAUAGAAGAAUUAAUCAAGGGAAAAAAAUUUCUCCUCGUGCUAGAUGAUGUGUGGAACCCAAAAUAUAGUCAAUGGGAAGAAUUAAUCAAACCCUUGCUUAAGGGUGCCACAGGCAGUAAAAUAUUGGUAACCACACGAAAAGAGGAGGUUGCUCAUGUAAUGGGAGCGACCAAUCAAAUGAUUCACUUGAAGGCAUUAAGUGAAGAGUGCACUCGGUUGCUGUUCAAUCACAUUACCUUCCUUGAUAGGGAAGAUGAGUUUGAAAAGUUUGAAAUGUUUGUCCAAGAGUUUGUAAAGAAGUGUAAAGGUUUACCUCUUGUUGCGAAGACUUUAGGUUGUCUCAUGCGCCGUAAGAAAACAAAAAAAGAAUGGCAAGAUGCAUUAAAAAGUCCCAUAUGGGAAUUAAAAAGCUUUCCGGAGGAGGUUUUUCAACCAUUAUUGUUAAGUUAUUAUGAUUUGCCUCCAACCAUAAGACGUUGUCUUUUGUAUUGUGUUACUUUUCCGAAAGAUCAUUUGAUUGAUAAAAAUGUUUUGAUUGAGUUGUGGAUGUCACAAAAUUAUUUAUACAAGAAGCUAAAGAAAAAAGAAGAGGUUGGUCAAACAUAUUUUGAGGACUUAGUAACGAGGUCUUUCUUCCAAGAUUUUAUGAAAGAUGAUGAUGGGAAUGUUACACAUUGCAAAAUGCAUGAUAUUAUGCAUGACCUUUUACAGUACUUGACCCUGGAAGAAUGUUUUAGUAUGGAGGUGAAGGUUGCUGAUGAGAUGAUGGAGCUUUCCAACAAUAACAAUUUUCGUCACUUCACCCUGAUGUGUGCAUCUCAGGGUAUAUUUAGCAUCCUUUCUUCUCAAAAUUGUGGAAAUUUGCGUACCUUCACUACUUUUACUUCAACAAUUUAUAGUAUUGAGCCAGAGUUUAUAACUUCACAAUUGAAACGUGUUAGGGCUUUAAAUUUGAGUGAUACCUCCCUCGUAGUAGUUCCAAAAGAGGUUGGUGAAUUGCUACACUUGAGGUAUCUUGAUCUAUCACAUAAUUUGUUUACGGAAUUACCGGACAAAAUAGGUGAUUUGUACAAUCUACAAACCUUGCGGCUUGUUCGGUGCUAUUAUCUCGUAAAAUUGCCUGAUAUGAGGAAGUUAAUCAAUUUGAAGCAUCUUUACGUAAAGCGUUGUUGGCAUCUAAAUUCAAAAGGUAUUAGUAGAUUGAAAUGGCUGGAAACACUAGAUGAGUUUCACGUGAACAACGAUAUCAGAGAAGGAUUGCGGUUGGAGGAUCUGGAAAACUUGGACAAGCUUCAAGGGGCUCUUUCCAUGCUACACUCGGGAUCCUCAUUGCAAACUCUGGGUGGGGCCCUGAGAGCACGGUUGAAUAAGAAACGCCUCCGUCACUUGGAACUUAAUUUCGACUGGUACGGAGCACCGACGCUCGAAAACGAAGGAGCGAUACUGAAUGCUUUAAAACCACAUCCAGAUUUGGAAUCAUUAAGCAUCCUUCACUGUUAUGGGGCUACCUCGACUCCCACUUGGCUCAUGUCUUUACCAAACUUGAAGUGGCUUAUUCUUUCCAUCAGGCAAAUUGAGGUUUUACCUGCUUUGGGGACACUGUCGUUCCUUGAAUCGCUGGAUAUAAGUUUCAACGGUAAACUGCAAAAGGUGGGUGUUGAGUUUCUGGGGAUAGAUCGAAUAUCAUCAUCAUUGUCAUCGGAGGUUAUUUCAUUCCCAAAGUUAAAACACCUCACGUUCUGUGACGUCUAUCAAUGGGAAGAGUGGGAAGGAGUGGAUUCCCAGAAUAUUAGGAUAAUGCCAUGCCUUUCAUCCUUAGAAGUGAGGGGAUGCGAAAAACUAAAAGCUUUGCCGGAGUUCCUAUGGAAGACACCACUGAAGAGUUUGACCAUUGUGGAUAGUCCAAUUCUGCGUUCUGUGUACUAUGGAGGCAACAAUAUUCGGUGGACCACUUAUGGUGAGGAGCCAGCCCCGACAAAUGAGGGGUUUAACAAGAUCUCUCACAUCCCAAACAUCACAAUUGGCUAUGAACGUGACCGUAGAAUGAGGAGCUAGCUAGCUUCUGCCAAUCUCAUCCACUCCAAUAUUCUGGCAUCUAUGGAUUUACUAAAGAGGCAAAGUCAAGUGCCGACGCAAUGGCAAGGCACGCCGCACCCCAAUUUGUAGUAGUCUUCCAUUCAGCAAAAUUCUUGUAUUGAAACUGAAAAGACUUCCACCUCCUCUGUAGAAGUUGUGUGGGUGGAAAACCCUUCUGGACAGCUUUCAUUUACAAUAUCAUAUACUAACAUCCAUGGCUAUAUAAUGUGGGAUGCAUACCUGUUAUCUUAAGCAUGAGAGUCUCUCUCUUUCCCAAUCAUUUAAGACUUGUUCCAUCGAGGAGUGCAAAGAAUGAAAAUGGAAUGUCAGUUUCAUGAGCGACGAAUUUUGCUGAUUGGUAUUGAUAUCAUGUAUCCUCAGCCAUUGAACUCAACCCCCUAGCAACUAUACCAUCUACAUUGUUGGAUUUAUUUCAUCAAAACAAAGGUUGAAAGCACACCUUUUUGCGGGAUUGGGGAGGUCAAACCCUGACUCCCUAAGACCAAAUGCCCUCAGCCUCAGGAUACCAAAUCACAACAUGCUACAAGUACAGCUCAAAUUGAAGCGUAAAGCAUUUCAAAUGGCAUUGGAAUUUUCAAGCUGCUGAGAGAUGCUACUCUGGUAGGCUACAUACUCUGUAAUAACUGGUCUAUCAUUCAGUCCCUGCGAAAUCUUCUGUCAACGUUAAAAUUUACUGCAGGAUCAAUGAUCUAAUGCUUCUUCUGAUGCUGGACACCAGCUCCCUAUCCAGUGGAGAUGUCUUGACUCUGUUGACUCUAUUUCUUCAAGAUUUGGAAUGGCUUGCAAGCAAACUCUUAUGUGGAGGGAAUAGGGAGGUCAGGUCUUUUUAGUUCUGAUGAUUGGAGUCCACUGACAAGAUGAUCCCCAACUCUCAGGUGAAGUCAUCAUAAGAUCAUUCAAUUAUAGUCCGGCUAGAGAAAUUGAAGCAUCUGCAAAACAAC
Rosa rugosa (rugosa rose) is the source of this 4109-nucleotide messenger RNA. RefSeq names its product putative disease resistance protein RGA4. The transcript has 9 exons. The record is from RefSeq and is a predicted model, not a curated record. Gene Ontology annotation, molecular function: protein binding; ADP binding. Bases 103 to 3126 code for a protein of 1007 amino acids. NCBI's taxonomy places the organism in Eukaryota, Viridiplantae, Streptophyta, Magnoliopsida, Rosales, Rosaceae. Gene Ontology annotation, biological process: defense response to other organism.